Asterias rubens (European starfish) is the source of this 1038-nucleotide messenger RNA. Its product is annotated as NADH dehydrogenase [ubiquinone] iron-sulfur protein 3, mitochondrial-like. Gene Ontology annotation, molecular function: NADH dehydrogenase (ubiquinone) activity. Bases 11 to 799 code for a protein of 262 amino acids. Lineage: Eukaryota; Metazoa; Echinodermata; Asteroidea; Forcipulatida; Asteriidae. The transcript has 6 exons. The record is from RefSeq and is a predicted model, not a curated record.
UUCUGCAAACAUGGCGUUCGUGGUGCAGAGGAUCUCAACAGCUCUUCGACAUUUUGCUGGGAGACAAGGUUCUGCUGUGUGUCAAAAUGCAACAAGAAGUAUGUGCUCGAGUUCUACUCUGAAACCCACUGUAAGGAGACGGGAUGAGUUGCAGGCAAACCGCCUGGAGGAAUAUGGUCAAUAUGUAGCAGAUUGUCUUCCCAAGUAUGUUCAGGAAGUUCAAGUGAGCCAUAUGAAUGAACUUGAGGUAUUGAUCCACCCUGAUGGCAUCAUCCCAGUUAUGACAUUUCUCAAGGAUCAUCAUAAUGCUCAAUUCAAAUCAUUAGUUGACAUGACAGCUAUUGAUGUACCUACAAGAACGCACCGCUUUGAGCUCAUCUACAAUCUUCUGUCAUUGCAAUUCAAUGAGCGUAUCAGAGUAAAGACCUAUGCGGAUGAGCUUAGUCCAGUUGAUUCCCUAGAAUCUGUCUUUAAAGCUGCUGACUGGUACGAGAGAGAGGUGUGGGAUAUGUAUGGUGUCUUCUUCUCUAACCAUCCUGAUCUGAGACGAAUUUUGACUGACUACGGUUUUGAAGGACACCCCAUGAGGAGGGAUUUCCCCUUGAGUGGUUUUGUUGAGGUGAGAUAUGAUGAUGAGUUGAAGCGCGUUGUAUGUGAACCAAUAGAGAUGACUCAAGAAUUUCGCAAGUUUGAUCUAGCCAGCCCAUGGGAAACCUUUCCUGAAUAUAGAGACGGCACAACUACAAAGUUAUCAGCACCUAGUGAAGAGGAGUCAAACACCAAUGAUAACAAGUCUUAACAAUAUUAUGUGUUUCAUUCUGAAUGAGUAGUAUGGAGCAAUCCUUGCUAUUUCUAUAGAACCAAAGUAGUACUUCAAAACUUUGGUCUGCUUUAUACAUGCAGUAAUGAGAUUCAUGUACAUGGUAUAGUAUCAUCUUCUUAAAAAUAGUUUGUAAUUUGGAGUGGCUUAAAGCCAUUAUACACUUUCGGUACACUAAAGAAAAGUCCACAGAUUUACAAAUAACUUACAGGGUUUAC